Talaromyces marneffei is the source of this 1473-nucleotide messenger RNA. RefSeq lists its product as uncharacterized. Lineage: Eukaryota; Fungi; Ascomycota; Eurotiomycetes; Eurotiales; Trichocomaceae. Gene Ontology annotation, cellular component: membrane. Gene Ontology annotation, biological process: transmembrane transport. The record is from RefSeq and is a predicted model, not a curated record. The transcript is spliced from 4 exons. Bases 1 to 1473 code for a protein of 490 amino acids. Gene Ontology annotation, molecular function: transmembrane transporter activity.
AUGUCUGACCCUUCAGUCGAAAAGACCCAAGGUAUCGAGCGCAGCUUGGAGUCGCCUAAACCCGAGCACAGCAAGACUCCCAUCGACCCUGUGCUGGAGAAGAAAUUGUUGCGCAAGUUGGAUUUCCAUGUGAUUCCCAUCCUAUGGUUUCUGUUUCUUGUCUCCUUUUUCGACCGAUCCAAUAUCGGAAAUGCGAAGAUUGCGGGUAUGACUACGGACUUGAAGAUGAAGGGAAAUGACUACAAUGUUGCCGUGACUGUCUUCACCGUUUCGUAUGUUGUUUUUGGUGUGCCAGCAAAUUUGAUGGUUAAGAAAUUCGGCCCCAAGAUUCUAUCAGUCUUUAUGUUCUGCUGGGGCCUUCUUGUCCUCGGACAGGGUCUUACCAAAACUACCUCCGGAUUGAUCGCUUGCCGAUUCCUCAUGGGCAUGUUCGAAGCCGGUUUCGUCCCGGGAUGUGCCUACCUGAUCGGUUGCUACUACAAGCGUAAUGAGUUUCUGCGCCGAUAUGCCGUGUUCUUUAGUGCCAACAUGGCUGCCGGUGCGUUCAACGGUCUCUUUUCUACUUUGUUGCAGAAGUUGAACGGCAGAGGUGGUCUUGAGGCGUGGCAAUGGAUUUUCGUUAUGGAAGCCAUUAUUACCCUCUGUGUCAGUAUUAUCGGGUUCUUCAUUAUCGUUCCAUUCCCAGAAGACGCUAAAUUCUUGACCUCUGACGAGAAAGCUCUCCUUAUGGCGCGUAUCGAAGAAGAUGGGGGAAGCGUUCGACAUGACGAAAUUACUUUGAAGCGCGUGCUCUCCAUGAUUGCCGAUUGGAAGAUCUGGAUCUGCGUUCUUGGAUAUAUGGCCGCCGAGGAAACUGCUAGUUCUUUGGUAGCUUUCCAGCCAACCAUCUUGAAGAACCUCGGCUGGACGAACACCUCUGCUCAGUGGCAUACCAUUCCUGUCUACGCGACAGCUUUCGUCCUUACCUUGAGCAGUGCAUGGCUGAGCGACUACCUCAACCACCGCUACCUGUUCACAGUAUUUGGCUCUUUGCUCAUCAUAAUCGGCUGGUCAAUUGAGCUUGCCCAUAAGAGCUCUGCCGGUGUUCUCUACAUGGGCAUGUUCUUUGUCUCGUGUGGCGCCUUCAUUAACAUGUCGACCAUUGUUGUCUGGCUUUGCACCAACGUUGGCAAGGGUGUUAAGCGUACUGUUGCCAUGGGCAUUCUUACCGGGUUCGGUAACUGUGGUGCUUUCGUCUCUGGCAACGUUUUUAUCACUGACCAGAGCCCCAAGUACCCAGUCGGUUUUGGUGUUGGAUUGGCCUUUGGUGUUGUCGGUCUCAUUGCAACUUCGGUUUAUGCGGGAUUCCUGUUGAAGGAAAAUCGUCGCCGUGAUCGGUUGCAAGGCUCGAACGAGAGGGUUUGGGACAUUGAUGAGGUAGAUCGGUUGCAGGAUCUGGGAAAGGCGCAUCCUGAUUUCCGAUUCCAGGUGUAA